Clonostachys rhizophaga is the source of this 1791-nucleotide messenger RNA. NCBI's taxonomy places the organism in Eukaryota, Fungi, Ascomycota, Sordariomycetes, Hypocreales, Bionectriaceae. The record is from the annotation of a GenBank genome assembly.
AUGAUGAGCGCGCUGCGGACACAAGCCUCUCGCAGGGCUCUGCAGAGCUGCUGCUGCCGUUCCCGGCCCGUCCUGUCCCGUCACGCGACUCAAUUCCUGCCCGCGCCGGCCCGAUCGUUCCACCCUCCCGAAUACUCACCAGCCGACCCAAAGGACUUCAAUCGAAAGGUUCGGGAAUUGGUCAAAUCCUCGCCCGUGCCUGAGAAUGCAAGAAUUGCCAUUGUCGGUGCUGGCCUGACCGGUCUCACCACUGCGUACUAUCUUGCCCAGGACCUGCCUCCAGGAUGCAAGAUUGUCAUCUAUGACGGCCAGAAUCGCGUGGGGGGCUGGAUUCGAUCAGAGACGCACUCGGUGGAUGUCGGGGGCACCAAGUCCCAGGUUCUGUUUGAGCGAGGUCCCAGGGCCAUCUCUCCCGGUGACACGCUGCAUGGCCAACAGGAUCGCCUUGUGCUAUACGACUUGUUGCUGAAUCACGGUCUCAUAGCUUACCCCGGCCGACCAAACCUAGCACGAUUUAUUUACAGCCCGCAGGGACAUCUGGUGAACUUGUCAGGCAUACGUCUCGACCCAUCGAUAUUUGAAGAGCCUAUUUACAGAUUGAUGCUCAAGGGAGGUCUGUGGUGGACUCUGAAGUGGCGCUUCAGAAGACCGGGCUGGUUUCCCAAGGAUGACGUCUCACUGGGGGAGUACGUGGAGCGAGCGUCCGGGAGUCGACAGCUGGUUGAGGAUGUGGCCUCUGCCGGAGUCCACGGCAUUUGGGGCGGUGACAUCGACAAGAUCAGUGCCAUGAGCGCCCUGGGACUCCAUUUCCAGUCGGCGAGCCUGACAUAUGGGCAGGCCGAAGACCUCGGUCUACGCGUGACUGAGCAGAGGUUCGUGUCACAGUUCCUACAGGACCGGCCUUACGUCAAGACUAUGUAUGCCUUGAAACCGCCGGCUCUCGUCAACUUUGGAAAGUUCGGCCUGGAAUCGCUCCCGAUUGCAUUGGCGAAUUCGCUUGAAUCCGAUAGCAGAGUCGAGAUGAGACUGGGAAACCCUAUUAGCGAGAUUGAGUACGACCCUAGCGAGAGGAAGGUCAAGAUUACAGAUUCAAACCAACAAACCGAGGUCUACGACAAAGUCAUCGCGACCACCUCUGGCCAGCACGCAUACCAGCUGACUGGCGGCAAAUUAAAACAUCUUCAGGACUCAGAAUCAGUAAACAUCAUGACAGUCAACCUCUGGUAUCCCCAAGAGACCCUCGUCCCCUCCGGGCUCGGCUACCUCAUCCCCAAGUCCUGCCCACCAGAGCUGAACCCUGAACGCGCCCUGGGCGUCUUCUUCGACAGCAACGUGGCCGAGCAGCAGCAGAGGCAAGAAGGCGGCACCAAGGUCUUCGUCCUCAUGGGCGGGCACCAGUACGAGGGCAUGGAGCCCCCGUCGGAGGCCCAGGCCAUCGACCAGGCCAAGAGCCUGCUCCACCGCCACCUGGGCAUCCCCAUCGACCUGCCCAGCUACGCCGUCUCCAAGCUGGCCAAGGGCUGCCUGCCGCAGCACCACGUCGGCCAUCACAGGCGCAUGGCGAACCUCUCGUACGAGCUGAUGGACAAGUUCGAGAACAGGCUCGCGCUCAUCGGCGGCUCCUACUCGCGGCCCGGCGUGGCGAGCGCCCUCCGCGCCGGCUUCGACAUGGCACACGCGAUAACGAGGGAGAACUUCUACGAUAACGGUGUCACGCGCUUCAGCCAUAAGGAGGUCUCGGAUCCAUACUUUCCCUUUGGGGAGAAGGCAUAUCUCGACAGGAACCAAUGA